Molecule: messenger RNA, 739 nt
Organism: Amphibalanus amphitrite
Lineage: Eukaryota; Metazoa; Arthropoda; Thecostraca; Balanomorpha; Balanidae
Exons: 4
Coding region: 88-486 (132 amino acids)
Source: RefSeq, a predicted model, not a curated record
ACGCUGCUGCUCAACUCCGUGUCCGGCUACCAGUGGACUCGGGAGGACAGGCUGAGGCGCAUCAAGACAGACGACGAAGGCAGGCCAAUGGUGCGCCAGCAGUACUCCAUCCUCUGGUUGGCUGACGCAAUUCGCGACUCGUCUGAAAAUCAAGAGUACGAUGUCUAUUUGAUCUUCACAACGAAAGAAACCCCUGGCAGAGGCGGCGCAAACGUGACCGAAAGAGUGGCGAUGACCUUCAGAGCACCGAAACACCUCAGCCUCAUCAGUCACGAGCCCACACCGCAGGAACUCUACAGCAUGACAACGACCAUGGAGCUACAGUUCGAACACUCCUUCCCCUACUUGACCGAAAGGGGCGGCAACCUGUACCACAUUAACGCAGACGCCACCUCUGGGCUAGGCGCCCUGAUCCGCGGCAACAAGGCGCCUCUGACCAUGCAGUUUGGUGAGAUUCACUCUGUUCGACUGUACAUCAGAGAAUAGACUCGUCUGACAGAGACAGAGACAGAGAGACCUAUACAUCAUAGGCAGAGACCUAUAUAUCGGGUGUAAUGUAACCUAUACCGGGAGACCUAUAUACCGGGUGUACCUAUAUAUCCAGGGCGUAACUCAUAUACCGGGUAUAAUGGACCGAUCAGGGAAUAGGGCGACUCCCAUAGACAGUCUAGAUCCAUGGGAGAAGCAGGGUUCGAAACUGAUUCGUUCCCAGUCCUGGCGUAGCAUCUCGUCCCUCAGC